AUGCUUCAUGGUUAUGGCGCCGGUCUCGGACUCUUCUACAAGAACUUUGAACCACUCACACGCAAGUCGGCCUGGAAACUGUAUGCUCUCGACCUAUUGGGCAUGGGCCGUUCGGCAAGACCUAGCUUUAACAUCCAGGCCAAGACAAGCGAAGGAAGAGUACAGGAAGUUGAAGACUGGUUCAUUGACGCUCUCGAAGAAUGGAGGAUCAAGCGUGGUAUUGACAAGAUGACGCUGUUGGGCCACAGCUUUGGAGCAUACAUGGCUGUUUGCUAUGCCCUCAAGUACCCCGGACAUCUCGAGAAGCUCAUCCUGGCUUCGCCUGUCGGGAUUCCCGAAGACAAGUACGCUUGGGGUUCAUCGACAACAAAGCCCUUGACGACAGUACAGAACGAGGUUCUGCAGACCCAGCAGGAGACGACUGGCCAUCCAGACUCGGCCACACCAGGACGACCGCCUCUACGAGUAUUGCCCCGAUUGGUUGGUUCGCUGUGGGCCGGCAACUUUUCUCCCUUUGGCUUCAUCCGUCUUGCAGGUCCCUUUGGUCCAAGCCUUGUCUCGAGCUGGACGACAAGGCGUUUCUCUGAGCUGCCGGCAAACGAAGCCAAAGCCUUGCAUAACUACUGCUACUCCCUCUUUCGCUUGCCUGGAAGUGGGGACUAUGCCUUGACGUACAUACUCGCACCUGGUGCAUAUGCUCGAUCGCCGCUUGUCCGCCGUAUCCAAGGCGUCGGACGCCAGCAUAUUAAGCACGACUCCUGCUCUUCAACUCCUGACAUGUAUCCUAGUGAUCUGGCUCCUGGUACUAUGAGUACGAAACAGAGGGAGACAGGUAUUCCCAUCGUUUUCAUGUACGGAGACCGUGACUGGAUGGAUAAGCAAGGCGGGCCUGACUGCGAAGUCGAGAUCAAUGCAACAAAAGCAAAAGCUCUCGAAAACGCCACGCACGAAGAGCUACUCAAGGAAAACGGCAGCGCAAAGACGAUCAUCAUCUCCAAUGCCGGGCAUCAUCUCUACCUGGAUAAUUUCGAGGAGUUCAAUCGCAUUGUGCAGGAAGAGAUGACGGAUGUGGAAGCGCGAGAGAAGAGAUUGUUGGAUAAAAGAGCGCCUUGGUUGCGGGUCGAAGGUGAAGAGAUUAGGAGAUUAGAGGUCUGA
Molecule: messenger RNA, 1155 nt
Organism: Aureobasidium vineae
Lineage: Eukaryota; Fungi; Ascomycota; Dothideomycetes; Dothideales; Saccotheciaceae
Source: the annotation of a GenBank genome assembly